Trifolium pratense (red clover) is the source of this 1475-nucleotide messenger RNA. Its product is annotated as mitochondrial uncoupling protein 2. Lineage: Eukaryota; Viridiplantae; Streptophyta; Magnoliopsida; Fabales; Fabaceae. Gene Ontology annotation, biological process: mitochondrial transmembrane transport; mitochondrial transport. The record is from RefSeq and is a predicted model, not a curated record. The transcript has 9 exons. Gene Ontology annotation, molecular function: oxidative phosphorylation uncoupler activity. Gene Ontology annotation, cellular component: mitochondrial membrane. The coding region runs from base 139 to 1053 and encodes 304 amino acids.
GUAGUAAGUAGUAAUUUAUCAGUAGCAACAAACAAACAAGAUCUAACUUUAAUUCAAUCAAAAGCAAUCGUUUUCUGCAACUAUUUCCACAACGCUUUCAAUUUCACUAUUAACAAAUCUUCGCCAUUUCACACAACAAUGUCAAUCUCAGAUCCCAACCGUAUUUCCUUCGCUCAAUCCUUUCUUUGCAGCGCUUUCGCCGCUUGUUUCGCUGAGUUUUGUACUAUUCCUCUGGAUACAGCUAAGGUGAGACUUCAAUUACAAAAGAAAGGUGGUAGUGUUGUUGAUGAUGAUGAUGGUGGAAUGGGUUUACCUAAAUAUAGAGGUUUACUUGGAACUGUUAAAACUAUUGCUAGAGAAGAAGGUGUUUCUGCUUUAUGGAAAGGCAUUGUUCCUGGUUUGCAUCGUCAGUGUUUGUAUGGUGGUUUAAGAAUUGCCUUAUAUGAUCCUGUUAAAACUUUUCUUGUUGGUGCUGCAUUUGUUGGUGAAGUUCCUUUGUACCAUAUGAUACUUGCCGCUCUUAUCACUGGUGCUUUGGCAAUCACUAUCGCUAAUCCAACUGACCUGGUCAAAGUUAGGCUUCAAUCUGAAGGCCAAUUGCCAUCUGGGGUACCCAAGCGUUACUCUGGUGCUAUGGAUGCAUAUUCAACAAUAAUAAGACAAGAAGGGUUAGGGGCCUUGUGGACUGGACUCGGGCCUAAUAUAGCACGGAAUGCAAUUAUAAAUGCUGCCGAACUAGCUAGUUAUGAUCAAGUGAAACAGACGAUUUUGAAAAUUCCAGGGUUCAUAGACAAUGCCUUUACUCACCUCUUGGCUGGCUUAGGAGCAGGUCUUUUUGCUGUCUUUAUCGGUUCUCCUGUUGAUGUGGUGAAAUCCAGGAUGAUGGGUGACUCAAGCUACAAAAACACAUUUGACUGCUUUCUCAAGACUUCGUUGAAUGAGGGAUUUUUGGCCUUUUAUAAAGGCUUUCUUCCAAAUUUUGGUCGAGUAGGAGUCUGGAAUGUGAUUAUGUUUCUUACCCUUGAACAAGCCAAGAGAGUUUUUAGAGGAUAAAUAUUAUUGCUCUUCAUGAUGAUUAAAUUCAGCAGGAAGAAAUACCGUUUCUUUCUCGGAUGAGUGCUAGCAACCUAACACUUAGAUUUGCUGCGGGAGAAGGGUUUUCUACAUUUGUUUCCUGCUUCUGCCAUGCAGAUUGAAGUCAUGCCUCAUAGUCAUAUAUUAUUUGUAUUUCUUAAUUGAACAUCAGAUUACAUUUCUAUAUUUGUUUCCUACGUGCAUGUAGAUAGUGGAUGUUGCCAUUCAUAUAUUCUUAGCCAAUGAAUAUACUGUCAAAGUACAUUCACUCUAUAGGUGUACACUGUAUAAUGUAUUAUGAGAUAACAUUUUUCUGGGAAAUAUAUUACUUAUUUCCCAACUCAUUGAACAGACCAAUGAAAUGAAGCUUUAUAUAAACACCAGUUUAUAAAUUUAUUUCU